GGUCUGCCCCUGUGGUGGCGGGGUGGGCGGACCUGGUGGCAGGAAGCUGGAUGGGAGCUGGGCGUGCUCUCGCAGCUGAUGAGCUGGCGAUGGGGUCCCGGGGCUGGGCGCCCAUGCUCCUGGUGCAGCUGUGCGCCCUGCAGGGAGCCACAAGCCUGACCGUGCAGCAGUCGCCCGUGGACUUGAGGGUGAUGCAGGGCGGUCAGGCCAACCUGACCUGCCGGCUGACCCAGACGCAGGCCUGGGAGCGGCUCCGAGUGGAGUGGACCAAGGACGGUGCCCUCUUCUGUCAAGCGCUGUUCACCAGUGGCACCCACAGCCCCGGCAGGUGUGGUCCCCGGGGACAACUGUCCUGGCUGGCGCGUGGGGAGGUGAGGCUGCAGCUGGACUGGCUGGCCCUCAACGACAGUGGGGCCUACGUGUGCCGGGCGACCGUGGAGAUUCCCGAGCUGGAGAAGGGGGAGGGGAACCGGACGCAGCUCCUGGUUUACACAGACGCCUCGCAACAGGACCCAAGCCGGACCCCCCGGGUCUCAGGACUCCUUUGGGUGCUGCUGGUGGCCGGAGGCGUGGCCGUGGCCGUGGCCGCCGUCAGCGCGCUGGGCGCGGUGCUCUGGGGCCGCCGCUGCAGGCGGCGAAAGGACGCAGGAAAUCCAUUCUAUGGCAAUGUCUUGUACCGGCCCCGGGAGAUCCCAAAGAGAAGCAGAGCAUGGCCUGGACAGGGGAAGGCGCUGGACAUCCCCAGGGAGGACCAGAAGGCCCAGAGGGUCUACGCCACCUCUUUCCCCCAGCCCUCCACCCGCCCACCACAGCCAGCACCCAAACCUGGCCCCAGCUCCAGGCCGACACACCCCGUCUUUACAGUCAGGGUGUCUCCUGACCCAGGCAACUCGAGGUAGCCCAGGCCAAGAGGGUUCCCCAAAGCCAGAAAAGGAACCAGAGACCCCUGAAGCCCCCAACCCAGCCCGGGCCAUUGGUUAUACCCAGAGCUGCCCUUGGGAAAAAGCGGGCAUGCGACACUGCCCCCUCGCGGCGGAGGUA
Molecule: messenger RNA, 1041 nt
Organism: Cavia porcellus (domestic guinea pig)
Lineage: Eukaryota; Metazoa; Chordata; Mammalia; Rodentia; Caviidae
Gene: Tmigd2
Product: transmembrane and immunoglobulin domain containing 2
Exons: 5
Coding region: 51-899 (282 amino acids)
Biological process (GO): B cell differentiation; B cell receptor signaling pathway
Cellular component (GO): B cell receptor complex; external side of plasma membrane
Source: RefSeq, a predicted model, not a curated record